UCUUAUCAAUUAAUUUUAAAUUUUCAAAUUUCAAAGUUCAACUUUCAGAUUGAAGUCUCGGGUAUUUAAUUAAAAUAUCCUAAUAUGUGGAAAUUUUUUCAGCUACGUUGAUGUUUGGACACGAUGGUUGACCGUACCACAGCCACCGUCAGAGAUUGGCUGGCAGAUCUUUCUAGUUUGCAAGACGAAGAAGAUAACGAAGCUGUAACCGCUGCAUUAUACUCGUACGUUGACGAUAAAGAUGUCAUUACAGCGUUAUACUCGUACUUGGAUAGUAUUAGUAAUGAGAAUCUAGAAGAUAGUAAAAUCAACGAUGUGUGCCGGGUACUCUUCGAAUACUACAGAAGAGAACCGAUCAAACCGAAUGAACUGGAAGAACAGAAAGAAUCGGAUGAGCAGAGUGAUCUGGACGAACAACGUGAUCCAGAAUUGAAAUGUUUCGCUCUGCAAUUUUUACCUCAGAUUUUGUAUAUUUAUCUGAACGCCAUCGCUCAUUCUGAUAUUGAGACCAUUCGUAACAGAUUGGCUAACCGGUCAACGCCUGAUGCGAAUAAAUCGACGGCUAUAUGUGGCAUAGAAGCAUUUAUUACCGGUGUUUAUAAUUUAGAAAUCGUCGAUGUCAGAGGACAACCUAAAGUACCCUCUUUUAGAUUACCAUCUUUAGAUCAACCUUCCAUUUACCACGAAGCUGUAUGGAAUCCUAGGAUCGUGAUAGAUCCAGCUCCAUCAACGAAAUCAACUCCGAAGAAGUUGAAACCGAAAAGUUCGGCAGAUCCGGUACCUCCAACGAAACCGUCUCCUAAGAAAACCAAACCGAAGAGCUCAACAGAGAAAGCUCCUUCGACGAAAUCAUCUCCUAAAAAAAUGAAAUCCAAGAGUUCGACAGAUCUAGCUCCUUCGAUGAAGUCAUCCGCGGAUAAAUCGAAUUCGAAACUUAACACUUCGACGGAUCCUGCUCAAUUAACUAGAUCAGCUACUGCGGAAUUGGUGAAUCCAGAGAGUUGGACGUAUUCGGUUCCUUUAGCAACGGAAUCGUCUCCGGAGAAAUGGAAGUCGAGGGAUUCCCAGUUUGUGGAAUAUGGACCGUUUCAAUGUGUUCAUAAAUUAGUUGCUCAAGAGAGAUUAUCAGUUCUAUCUCGACUUCUGUUUUCCUACUAUAAGCAUAUCUCGUUUAUUUCUAAAUCUUCGCCGGAAACGUUGCAGAAAAUAUGUAAAAUUAGUUUAAAAAUCGUUACACAAGGGUUUUCAAAACCAGGACCUAGAAUUAAAGUUUCGUCUUCGUUUCUGUCCGAGCUCCUGAAUAGUUUACGUUUCGCCAUGUUUAAUGGAUUCAAAUACGAAGCAUUUCAAGCCAUCGAAGCUAUAGAAGUUCGAGCCACUUUUGAAGUACUCUCUGAUAUUAUUUUAGAAACGAAGGCGUGUAAAAGUUACCUUGACAAAAGUCAAACUGAUAGUGGACUUAUGGGUAUUGAUGUUCCGGUGACAAGUAUCAUUCCAGCGACUACAGUGACUGCCAUUUCCAAAUCUAUGAUAACUAACGCUUCCUUUAGACCUGAGAAGUUACCUGAUGACAUUCCAAUACAAGAUCCCCAACUAGCAGAAAAUGCUAACGGUUUGGAUAGUGUUUCUGACGAAAAGGAGAAAAACAGCAAUAUGUUGGAGGUACCUGUGAAAAAAAGUUUACCAAAAAUAGCUGCCAGUUUGGGUAAAAAAACAAAAGAGAGGAUAGCCAUCGUUGUAAGAAGUGGCAGUGUUAGUAGCAUCAAAGGUUUGACGAAGAAUAACUCAAUCCCUCCAUGUGGAGGCGAUCGCGAUGCAUCUGAAACAGACGAAAGUGGAAUCGAGAUAGGAGAUUCGGGUUCCGAUGGAUCAAGUUUGACCAUGCAAGAAAACCAGAACUCGGCGCUGCUUGCUUUAAAAGGGAAAAUUCGCAGAUUAUCGAUACAUCAAGCAUUAACAAAAGCUGACCAAUGCAAGUAAGUGGUGUAAAUCGAGAGAGUAAAAGGUCAAUUUUUCGUUCUAUUUGUUUGUUAUCGAAUCGAGAUGUGAUUCGACUUUUAUUAUUGGUUCUGUUUUUAAUUGGAAAACGAACGUAUCACUGUCUUCAAGUCGAGAUCAUCGUCGUUACUUAAUAUUUGUUGUUGUUAUAAUCUUUGCAGCGAUAAAUAAUGUUGUACUUAAGGUAUUUUGUAACAUCUUAUGGCGUUACGUUUGAUGAUAUUUUAUCGUUCAAUUCCUCUGUUUUACCUUUUGUAUUCAUUGUAAUUUAUAAUGGUACUUAAUUGAUGAUUUUCUUCCAAUUCUGAUGCAGAUGCAGAUGUUCUAAUUUACCUACCUACUUAUUAUAAUAUCACGUCAGUCGUCAUGUGUGUUUUUAUUUGCAUAAUGUAUUUAUUUGUUGAUGUGUCUGAAUUCUGUUUGAUUUAAAAUGCAUUUUUUUCAAUUUUUU
Planococcus citri (citrus mealybug) is the source of this 2449-nucleotide messenger RNA. RefSeq lists its product as uncharacterized. The coding region runs from base 124 to 1980 and encodes 618 amino acids. Lineage: Eukaryota; Metazoa; Arthropoda; Insecta; Hemiptera; Pseudococcidae. The record is from RefSeq and is a predicted model, not a curated record. Gene Ontology annotation, cellular component: plasma membrane. The transcript is spliced from 9 exons. Gene Ontology annotation, biological process: protein localization to plasma membrane; phosphatidylinositol phosphate biosynthetic process.